Messenger RNA from Rhinichthys klamathensis goyatoka, 849 nucleotides. RefSeq names its product immunoglobulin kappa light chain-like. Gene Ontology annotation, biological process: response to bacterium. The record is from RefSeq and is a predicted model, not a curated record. Bases 1 to 849 code for a protein of 282 amino acids. NCBI's taxonomy places the organism in Eukaryota, Metazoa, Chordata, Actinopteri, Cypriniformes, Leuciscidae. The transcript is spliced from 5 exons.
AUGAAGUUCUGGGUUUCAUAUAGGACAAGUGAAGGAGAGGAUUUUAUUCACCAAAUCCCUUUGCUAUUUGCCAAACUUGGAAGCAGUGUGAUUUUACCCUGCUCUCACUCAGAUGACUUUAUAAAUUAUAUUUCAUGGUAUAAACAUUCUUUUGGCAAGAAACCACUUCUUGUGGCAUAUUCAGAACAUGGAUCAGGAAGCGUUACAUAUCAAAAUGGCUUUGACAAGACAAAUCGAUACUUUAUCAGAAUUGGAAGUGGCUCUUUUAAUUUGAGCAUCAUUCACGUGGAGGAAUAUGAUUUUGCAAACUACUAUUGUGCUGUGAGUUUCUUGAACAUUAUUAAAUUCGGAGAAGGAACAAUUCUGCUACCUAAAGAAAGGGACAGAAUAAGAAGCACCACUGUUCUCCAGGAGCCUGUGUUUGACAGACUUCAUCCAGGAGAUUCAGUGACUCUGCAGUGUUCGGUCAUCAGUGAGAUCUGUGCAGGAGAAUACAGCGUCUACUGGUUCAGACAUUCAUCAGGAUAUUCUCAACCAGGAAUCAUUUACACUCAUAAUAACAGAAGUGAUCAGUGUAUGAAGAGAUCAGAGAACGGCUCUUCUACCCAGAGCUGUGUCUACAGUCUCCCUCAGACUGAACUCAGAUCAUCUGAUGCUGGGAUGUAUUACUGUGCUGUGGCCACAUGUGGGAAGAUACACUUUGGAAAUGGAACUAAGUUGACUAUUGAAGGUACAUUGCUCUGGAAUCCAUUUACUUUAGUCCUGGCAACACUGACAAUCAUGGCCAUGAUUGUGAUUAUAAUUCUGCUUAUAGUGAUUCAAAAGACCUGCAUUAAAGUCCGUGGAUAA